AUGCAAAACGGAGGUCGAAAUUACCGCAACGAAGUGGAGUUCACAAUUUGCCUCAAGCUUUACGGAGAGUGGAACAACAAAAAUACUCAUAGGCCAAAAAAGGACUACACCCCGUUAUUGUAUGCUGGAGCAAGAACCCAUCUAGUCCUCAUUGUGGGAACACGGAGAAGCCAUCUAUCAGGCUUAUUCAAUGGUCAAAAACUUAAAGGGUGUGAAGACUUUAAAGACCCUGGUUUAUCUCUUGAAAAUCAGACUGAUAAUAUCCUAAAAAUACAAAGAACCUUGCUUUUCGAAGAGCAGGGUAGACGAUUUAAAUGUAGUAAACGUAACGACAAUCACUUUUCCGAAGUCUUUAUGCACACAAACUCUGUAUUCGGUAAAUUGGCUUACAGCGGACACUUUUUGCCGUUAUCCGAUGCCGAACAUUCUGGUAGCUCUUUUAUGUUAAAUAAUUUACGAUUCUCAUGCACUACUUCACCACCAAAAACCCUUUAUUAUUUUCAUUUCCCCCAUUCACAAAAAUAAGAGUAAACCAUUUUUGUUGUUCGUAUAUCACGAUAAAAUAGUACC
Mucor mucedo is the source of this 570-nucleotide messenger RNA. RefSeq lists its product as uncharacterized. Bases 1 to 525 code for a protein of 174 amino acids. The transcript is spliced from 4 exons. The record is from RefSeq and is a predicted model, not a curated record. Lineage: Eukaryota; Fungi; Mucoromycota; Mucoromycetes; Mucorales; Mucoraceae.